Molecule: messenger RNA, 1901 nt
Organism: Diceros bicornis minor
Lineage: Eukaryota; Metazoa; Chordata; Mammalia; Perissodactyla; Rhinocerotidae
Product: transcription factor CP2-like protein 1
Exons: 15
Coding region: 71-1513 (480 amino acids)
Biological process (GO): regulation of transcription by RNA polymerase II
Cellular component (GO): nucleus
Molecular function (GO): RNA polymerase II cis-regulatory region sequence-specific DNA binding; DNA-binding transcription activator activity, RNA polymerase II-specific
Source: RefSeq, a predicted model, not a curated record
GGCCCAGUGGGUCCAGCCCAACCCAGUGCAGAGCUCUCUGUCACACAGCUGGCCCUGCUCCCUUUCCAAGAUGCUGUUUUGGCACAACCAGCCGGAGCACCUGUGGCCCAGUCCUGGGGAACUGUACCCUGGACCUCCAAGCAGCCUGCUCAGGGAGUCCCUGCCCUUGCCCUACCUGAAGCAGGAAGAGCUGCCCAACAUCCCCGGCACGGAGCCUCCCUGCCCUGCAUUCCAAUAUGUGCUCUGUGCAGCCACCUCGCCGGCCAUGAAGCAGCAAGAGGAGACCCUCACCUACCUGAACCAGGGCCAGUCCUAUGAGGUGCGGAUGCUCUGGAACCCCAAGCUGGGUGAUGCCACCCAGUGCCCCCAGGUGCUGAAGAGCGUGGUGCGUGUGGUGUUCCACGACCGGCGCCUGCAGUACACGGAGCAGCAGCAACUGGCAGGGUGGAGAUGGAGCCGGCCUGGGGACCGCAUCCUGGACAUUGAUGUGCCCCUGUCCAUGGGGGUGAUAGAACCCCAAGUCCUGCCCUCACAGCUCAACAUAGUGGAGUUUCAUUGGGACCCAACCAAGAGGACCUCCCUCUUCCUACAGGUUCACUGCAUCAGCACUGAGUUCACACCUCGGAAAAAGGGUGGAGAGAAAGGCGUUCCCUUCCGCCUCCAGAUCGACACUUUCAAGCCCAGUGACAAGGAGCUUCCGCCCGAGCACCUGCAUUCGGCUGGCUGCCUCAUCAAGGUGUUCAAGCCCAAAGGAGCUGACCGGAAACUGAAAACUGACUGGGAGAAGAUUGAGAAACAGCCUCUGCAUGAGAGACACAAGUAUCAGGUCGCCUGUGAGAGCACGGUCUUCGUGGAGUGUCCACGGUGGCCAGAGCCCAGUGCAGAGCCCCACUCGCCUCUCAGCCCUCAGGCUCUGACAUCCCCCUACUCCUGCAAGCUCCUGUCCCCGGAGAGACUCUGCUCCUCACCACCAUUCGCCUUGGACACCUUGGGGGGCAGCCCAGCUGAAGAUCUGAACCCUGGAGCCUCCAUCCUAGAGACGCAGCAGUGGUUGCAUCGACACCGGUUCUCCAGCUAUUGCCGGAUGCUGGCCAAUUUCACUGGCACUGAUCUGCUGAAGCUUACGCGCCAGGACCUUAUCCAGAUCUGCGGGGCUGCCGAUGGGAUCCGCCUUUUCAAUACUCUUAGAGACAGGCCCAUCCGUCAUCGGCUGACUUUAUAUGUGGCUCAGGAGGCCUCUAGGCAAGAGAACGAGGUUCCUGAGAACCCCGACUCAGGCUUUUACCAAGAAAUCUCUCUGAAUGAACUCAGUGCUGUGGAGCUGAUGGGGAAACUGGCGGAGCGCUUGGCUCUCCCAGCCAAUCAGAUCCACCGCCUUUUCCACCAGGGCCCUGGGGGCAUCCUCAUUCUCCUCAGUGACCAGGUGGUUCAGAAUCUUAAGGAUGAAUCAUACUUUGUGGCUGUGGUGAAGAAAGUGCAGAAUCCAGAUGGCUACUACCUGGUUCUGACCUAGGCCCAGGGGCACCCUGCUGCAAGGAGACCAGUGCCAGCCUGGUUCUCUGGAGCCCUGUGUUCACCAGAAGCCUUGUUAAAAUCCUCGGCUGCUUCACUGGGCUCCAGCUGAAGAGCCCAACUGUCAUGUGUCCUACCCGUGGGGAGGAGGCAAGCAGCCCCCAGGCUCACAUUUCUUUCUGCUCAGCAGCAACAGUUGUUGGAACCCAGGACACAGCCCCCUAAGCUGAACUGAGAUGGCCAAAGCUGUGAGGAAAAAAGCCUGGUGAUACGGAUAAGGAGCUUCUGCCCCAACAGUGCUGCUGAAAACUGAGUGCUUUAAUUCGUAUUUAAAAUUUUAUUCAGCCCUUCCUGUUUCUAAAUUAAAAGUUAUUUUUAAAAGACAUAUA